Molecule: messenger RNA, 1134 nt
Organism: Malassezia restricta
Lineage: Eukaryota; Fungi; Basidiomycota; Malasseziomycetes; Malasseziales; Malasseziaceae
Exons: 2
Coding region: 1-1134 (377 amino acids)
Source: RefSeq, a predicted model, not a curated record
AUGGCACCAAAUGAGAAUUCGAAUGGUUCGGAGUCUUUGCCUGUCUCAUCCUCAUCAGGGACCAACCCACGGCCUAUGACCCUGUCUUUGGACGACAUUAGUUCGCCGAUAGAACAAGAGAGUGAUUUGGGUGGUGCCCCGCCUAGUCCCAGCACACUUACUGAUAUUAUUCUGUCGUUGCAUGGCUCACUCUAUGGUGCGAAGCGCCAGAUUUGCGAGAUCCAUGAAAUGGUUCGACGAUAUUACGACAGCAAUGCAGUAUUUGACAGUCCGCUGGUUUCUGCGCAUGGCCGUGACCGCAUCAUUGAUCAAUUUGUGCUAGCCUUUGCGCUGCCGCUUCUUCAUGUGCGUUCAGAGCUACGUGAUGUGAUAUGCAGUGACUUUGAGUUUGAUGGUACCCGAGCCGGUAUCAUUCACCAUACGAUCACCGUCACGUUGUUCCCGCAUUUAUUCGGCUUGCCGACUACUUCGUCGAGUCAAGAUUUGUUCACGCCAGGCACAGCCACGAGUUUUGGCGGAAAUACGCCUCUUCCGUACUUUAACAAUAAUCCUGUGUCUGCGAGUGAGACGUCAGGGCAUUCAAUUCGCCGGCGGAGCUCGCUGCAAAACUUUGCGAGUCCACGAGAUUCAGGUACACCGCAGGAUCUGAAUCGGUCUGCGUCCAUCUCAUCGUUGCGAGCUCGGACACUUCCGGGGGGCGUGUCGUCAUCGCACUUGCCGCGCCCCCUGUCUCUGGGUCCAAGUGCCUUGGAAGUCUCUGUAUCGUCGAAGGCACAAGACGUUUCUGAGACUAUGCCCUCGCCGUCUGUGCCUUCCAUGCCAGUGGAUGCAGCGAAGAAGCAUUGGAAUGCCCCGCCGGGGCUGGGGCGAAGAUCGCUGUUUGCCCUGAUCAUGGAUGUUGUGUUUCCAUCAGAUGCGCUCCGUGCGAUGUUUUCCAUCGAGCUGAGUCUGUUCAGCCGACUCGAGUUUAACGAAAUGGGUCGCAUUGUGCGACAUGAAGACACAUGGAGUGUGCGGGAAUUGGUGGUCGGCAUACUUCCUUUCUUUUCUCUAUUCUACAAUAUCCAGCGCUUUAUCUUCGGCCUGUUUGUUUCAUGGUGGGUUCGUUUCCGUCAGGAGACCUUGGCAUCCUAA